Molecule: messenger RNA, 1467 nt
Organism: Phaeodactylum tricornutum CCAP 1055/1
Lineage: Eukaryota; Bacillariophyta; Bacillariophyceae; Surirellales; Neidiaceae
Exons: 2
Molecular function (GO): GTP binding
Source: RefSeq, a predicted model, not a curated record
UCCCGUAUCGUAGUAUCCAUUCUUGGUCCCCCCAACGCCGGCAAGUCCACUCUCUUCAACCGAUUGCUGGACAAGGCCGCCAACCGCGCCGGAACGGCCAUUGUCUCCAACGUUCCCGGUACCACCCGGGAUCGUCGCGAAUGUGUCGGACGCAUCGGAGGAACCCUCUUUCGUCUCGUAGAUACGGCUGGUGUGGAUGGAGAACGACUGGAACUUUUGGCGCAGAGCAGGCGGAAUCAAAACGGCGAAGGAAUCUUGAUGAAAUUCAUGAUGGGACAAACCUUGGAAGCCGCGCGACAGGCCGAUUUGGUCUUUCUCAUGUUCGAUGCACGGGUGGGAGUCACCGCAGACUUGCUCGAAACGGCUCGAUGGCUACGCAAAAUAUCUCAACGUGAACAAGAUCCGGCGGCACAAACCGCGUUGCCGGAUCGACAAAUAUUCCUUUUGGCGAAUAAACUGGAAGGCGACUUUUGGAAUUUUGACGGUUCUAUCGUAUUGGAUCACUUGACAGAAGCCACAAGACUGGGUUUUGGCGAAGCUAUUCCUAUAUCAGCACAUCACGGUGAAGGAUUGGCUGACAUUGCCGUCCUCAUUGAGCAAGCAGCCGUCGCAAAACGGCAGUCACUAGGAAUAUUGGAUGACGACACUGAUCUGGCCUCCAAUGACAGCGACAAAGACAAACCAUUGCAACUGGCUAUUUUAGGACGUCAAAAUGUGGGCAAAUCUACUCUAGUGAACGCUCUGUUGAAGCAAGAUCGUGUUAUUGUAGGUGCCACGCCUGGAUUGACACGAGAUGCCAUUGCUGUUGAAUGGACCUGGAAGAAUCGCCCUGUUCAGAUUGUGGAUACGGCGGGUAUUCGUAAACGCUCGCAGCGAAACCACGAAGACGCAAUUGAAGAUUUGUCCGUCGAAGAUGCCCUCCGGGCCAUGAAGGUGGCCGAUGUUGCGGUACUCGUCCUGGAUGCAGAAGCCCGUAAAUUGCAACGUCAAGAAUUGGCCAUUGCCGAUGCCGUCUUGAAAGAAGGCCGGGCCCUGGUGGUUGCGGCAAAUAAGAUGGACUUGAUUGUGGAGCGUGGGUACAGCAAGAAAGACUUUGCGGAGGAUGUACGGGCGCAACUGGAAGCACGCUAUCCUAUCUUGCGGAAAACGCCGAUUGUGCCGAUGAGCUCUCUUACGGGCGAUUCGGUGCAUAAACUUAUGCCUGUCGUCUUUCGAGCCCGGGAACGCUGGAGUCGUAAAAUUAGUACCGGUGAGCUCAAUCGAUGGAUUGCCGAAGUCAUGGACGGCAAGCCGCCACCACCGGUUUCAGGCCGGAAGGCCAGGAUCAAGUACGUCAUGCAGACUAAAGGACGCCCGCCAACCUUUUUGCUGUUUUGUAAUGUUGCCUCUUUACCCGAAAACUAUCUGCGAUUUUUAACACGCAACUUUCAAGAUACCUUUGAAAUGUUCGGGAUGGAAGUUCGCAUG